CGCAACGAUUCACAAAUUAAAGACACAAUGGUCAGGAAAAGGAUACGAGAUCCGGAAGUCCUCCCAGAAGCUCCGGCUCAGGAUGCCGAUAAUGAUAGCGGUAGCGACGACGAUGUGGACAUGGUCAAUGUUGAAUUUGAAUGGUUCAAUUUCAAGCCGGACAUUGACUUUCAUGGAGUCAAAAGCUUGAUAAGACAACUCUUAGACGUUGACUCCCAGUUGUUCGAUGUCUCUGUGCUUGCGGAUCUUGUUCUAUCACAACCAACGGUUGGUUCGACAGUAAAGGUUGAUGGCGAAGAGACCGACCCAUACGCAUUUCUCACUGUCCUCAACCUUCGCGAGCACAAGGAUAAGAAGCCCAUCAAAGACUUAACGGAGUACAUUAUCUCGAAAGCAAAAUCGGAUCCUACACUAAACCAAAUCGCCGACCUUCUUUCGUCCUCGGCAGAAGUUGGACUUAUCUUGGCAGAACGUCUGAUCAAUGUCCCUGGAGAGAUUGCUCCGCCUAUGUACUCGAUGCUGAUUGAUGAAAUCGAGGCAGCGGUUGAAGACAAGGAGCCUUAUGAGUUCACCCAUUACCUCAUUCUCUCGAAAACAUAUCACGAGAUCGCUUCUGCACUUGAUCAAGAGGAUGCACCAAAGUCGAAGAAAAGCAAAGCGAACAGAGGAAGCAAGGAAGUGUUCUAUUUCCAUGCUGAGGAUGAGGUUUUAAUGAAGCAUUCGUUGGCAUCAGGGUCAUACGAUUAUACCAAGGACGAGGGCGAAGGAAUGGCUGACAGUAAGAGAGCAUUUUCAGAGAUGGGCGUCAAGCCACAAGGAUCCAUGCUUUUGAUUGAGGCAGCCAAGUUUGAGGGCGCUGUCAAAGCUAUCAGCCAGUAUCUAAGUCCACCACAAUAGACAAUCAACUUUUUGCACCUCGAGCAUUUCAUAGUUAUUCAUCAGGUCCAAGUCUCUGCAUCAAGUACUCAACCUCGACCUCUUUGGUAAGUGGAAUGACGAAGUCUCUGUACAUUGUGACCA
Molecule: messenger RNA, 1020 nt
Organism: Mollisia scopiformis
Lineage: Eukaryota; Fungi; Ascomycota; Leotiomycetes; Helotiales; Mollisiaceae
Exons: 2
Coding region: 28-897 (289 amino acids)
Cellular component (GO): nucleus
Source: RefSeq, a predicted model, not a curated record